GCCCCUCUGCACGAACUCCCGGGGUUCCCAGAGGCUUCUCCUGCUCGGUGCGGGAGGAGGCGGGGCAGGAGGCGGGGACUGCCGGUUAAAAGGCUGCAGACUCGCGCCCCGGGCCGCAGCACGGAAAUACGGGCCUCUUCCGCAGAGUCGGGAUCAAUAGGUGACCCCGCCCCCGGAUUCUGGAAGGCCCCCCUGGGAUGCCCCGCCCCCGCCCCGGCCGUGCAGGCCUGAUGUGGACGGUCCUGCUGCUGCUGCUGCUGCUGCUGCUGGCCUCUUGGCCAGGCCGAACCGAGGCGCAGGUGAGCAAGGUUCUGCAGGGCAGUGAGUGCGAGCCCCACUCACAGCCGUGGCAGACGGCCUUGUUCCAGGGCGAGCGGCUGCUCUGCGGGGGCGUCCUGGUGGGCACCAGGUGGGUCCUCUCUGCAGCCCACUGUAAAAAAACAAAGUACACAGUGCGCCUGGGAGAUCACAGCCUGCAGAGUAAGGAUGAACCAGAACAAGAAAUUUCUGUGGCUCAGUCCAUCCAGCACCCCUGCUACAACAGCAGCAACAGUGAAGACCGCAAUCACGAUCUGAUGCUCAUCCGACUGAGAAAGCAGGCGUCCCUAGGCCCCAAAGUGCAGCCCAUUGACCUGGCGAAGCAUUGUGCCAAAGUUGGCCAGAAGUGCACCAUCUCAGGCUGGGGCACUGUCACCAGUCCCAGAGAGAACUUUCCUGACACCCUCAACUGCGCAGAGGUGGAGAUCUUCUCCCUGAGGAAGUGUGAGGAGGCCUACCCAGGGCAGGUCACAGACGGCAUGGUCUGUGCGGGCAACAGCAAUGGGGCCGACACCUGCCAGGGCGAUUCCGGAGGCCCACUGGUAUGUGACGGCGUUCUCCAGGGCAUCACAUCCUGGGGCUCAGACCCCUGCGGGAGGCCCAAGAAACCCGGUGUCUAUACCAGCAUCUGCCACUACCGCAAAUGGAUCAAGAAGACCAUGGGCAACAGGGGCUGAUCCUAGAAAAAGCCUUGGAUCCCUUUCAAUAAACACACCCCUGCUGCUUCCUC
Heterocephalus glaber (naked mole-rat) is the source of this 1048-nucleotide messenger RNA. The record is from RefSeq and is a predicted model, not a curated record. Lineage: Eukaryota; Metazoa; Chordata; Mammalia; Rodentia; Bathyergidae.